CUUCUCUAGUGAGACGAGAAAGCAAAGCUGAAAAGAGGACUUGCCUGCGGAAACCAUUCAUUUCGCCUCAUCGACAGAGAGAAAAAUAUUAACGAUGAGAUUUCGUGGGAGCUUUAUUUUUCGCCGUUUUCUUUCUCAGUUUCGAAAGCAAUUCGAUUCAAAAUCAGAAUUCCCACUUCCGAGUUUCCGGCGUCGAGCUCCGUUCUUCCUUCGUUCUUAUUCUUCCGAACUGCAAGGUCAACUGUCGCCUGAACUCUUGAACAUAAUGGAACAAAGACUCUCCGCAAUUGAGUACCGGACUGCAUGUCUCAACAAAUUUCUAAAUCAGCCAGAAGCAUCGCCAUCAGAAUAUGCAAGAGCUAACAAGGAGCUUCGGAAGCUAAGUGGUUCUGUGGACCUUAUUAAUGAAUUGAGGACCAAACAGAAGGAAAUUGAUGGCUUGAAGUCACUGAUGACCGAAUGUUCUGAGGAUAAAGACAUGCUAAAUAUGGCUACAGAGGAAAUGGGUCAGGCCAUAGAAGAAGAAAGAAGACUGCAAAAUUUGCUGCUGAAGUCAUUACUUCCUAAGGAUGAUGCUAAUGAAAGGGAUUGCAUUUUGGAGGUACGAGCAGGCACUGGAGGGGAGGAGGCUUCCCUGUUUGCAAUGGAUAUCUUUAGAAUGUAUGAGAAGUAUGCUCUCAAGAAAGGCUGGAAAUUUGAAGUAGUAGAUAUAGCUCAAUCUGAUCUGAAAGGUUACAAGGAGGCUAGUGCAGCAAUUGCAGGAGUUGGUGUUUAUGGGAAACUAAAAUUUGAGAGUGGAAUCCAUCGUGUCCAGCGAGUUCCUGUGACAGAAAAGUCAGGACGAAUUCAUACCAGUGCUGUUUCUGUUGCAAUUCUUCCUCAGGCUGAUGAGGUAGAUGUUCAAUUGAAGAAUGAAGACUUAAGAAUCGACACCUAUAGAUCUGGUGGUUCAGGCGGUCAGCAUGCAAAUACAACGAACAGUGCUGUUAGAGUAACCCACAUUCCAACAGGGAUUAUGAUUACUAUACAAGAUGAGCGGUCUCAACAUAUGAACAAGGCCAAAGCUCUCAAGGUACUCUGUGCAAAACUAUAUGAAAUGGAAAGGCUAAGACUUCAUAGAAGUCGAUCAAAGCUUCGAUCUGAGCAGAUUGGUAGUGGGGACAGAUCUGAACGCAUCAGAACAUACAAUUUUCCUCAGGGCCGGGUAACUGAUCACAGAGUUGGUAUCACUUAUCACUCGGUAGAUGAUGUGAUGCAAGGCAGUUAGACCAUGCUCGGUGGACAGGAAUGUCACCUUUCUCUUGUUUCGUUCCUCUUAACACUGUUGAACCCCUCACCCAGCUACUACCUCGUACGAUAUAAUGAGGGGAUCCUGUCACUGCCUGCUCCAAGUGGAUGGAAGACAUCUUAGGCAUUAGCUGUCAGGUACAACUGUGUUAGUUUUUUCCUUCACUUCCUUACGACUAUGAAAUGUUGAUAGGGUGGAAGAAAGGAUGAGAUACAGAAACAAAAAUUCGAACGAAUUAUCCAAGGAAAAUAUGUAGAUACAAUGUAAAAGGAGUGUAAGAAAGUAAAUGUAUAAUACUCCAAAUCUAUGUUAAUAAAAGAAAAACAACACCUGUUGUAGUGUAAUCAUUCAUUUCAAUAUAAUUAAAUGUAAACGACUAAGAUUGUUUUGAUUUAAUUAUUCAUUUUAUUU
Molecule: messenger RNA, 1699 nt
Organism: Vigna radiata var. radiata (mung bean)
Lineage: Eukaryota; Viridiplantae; Streptophyta; Magnoliopsida; Fabales; Fabaceae
Product: peptide chain release factor 1
Exons: 12
Coding region: 95-1267 (390 amino acids)
Biological process (GO): translational termination
Molecular function (GO): translation release factor activity, codon specific
Source: RefSeq, a predicted model, not a curated record